AUGAGUCAAGAUAAAGUCGCCAUUGAUAUUGGUCAAAAAAGAUCUUAUGAUAAUGUUGAUGUUAACAUAGACACGAAUCCUAGGACUAUAAGUGGUACCUAUAUCUAUGGAUAUCACAAGCGAAUACAUAAACCAAAAGAUGGGUAUGCAAUAGGGGAACUUAAAAAUAAAGGGAAGGAACAAAUUAUAAAUGCUACCUUAUCUGACUAUAAGAGCAUUUCUCUUUUCUACUGGCCAAGUACGGAGAACCAGAUUUUUAUCCUUCAACUAGGAGAUGGAGACGAUUACUAUUAUACUAAUGAUAGCACUAAGUGGACCAAGAAUCAAAGCGUAAAUUCUCGUAACUUACUUAACGAGCUUGACGAAUAUAAUUGCCUAUGGAAUGGUAUUCAUGUAGCGGAUAUUAGCCAAAAUUUUUCUGAUAUAAGGCGUGCUUACGAUUGUCCUUCUUGUAGCAAAUAUACCCCUAGGAAUAUAGGACUCAUACUAUAUGAUACUUACAAAUCUUCACACCAGUAUGUUAGGUAUAAUCAUAACGUUGGUGGUAAAGUUGGCAAUGUUAGGAACGGUGAAUAUACUAUACUCUCAGUGCCAGAGGGUAUCAAUAGUCUAUAUGUCUACUGGUCCACAGGUGGAAAGGAAACACCGCUUAUCCUAUCAUAUCUAGCUCAAAGGAAACAUAUAUGGUACAGUAGAUAUGACGGAGAUAGUAGAUGGAGAUUAGAAAGUACUCUUACUCAAGAUCCACCGAAAGAAACUCCUGAGAAGAUCCGAAGCCUCAUACAGCAAUAUUCUAUUCCAAGGAUCAUACUAAAUCUUCAACGGGAACAGGCAAAUUCCUACCAUCCCGAGGGUAAUAUCUUGCAAUUUAAAGUCGAAAAGAAAAGUAUUGAUGACUCCGGUUACCAUGAAUACAAACACUCAAGAGUAGAGAGAGGUACGUUCAAGGUCAAGGAAAUUUUUUAUGGAGAAAAGAAAUUAACUGGUAUGGAGCGCGAAGGUUCAACAGAUAGUGUAUCGGCAUAUUACUUUGGAGAGAAUCCCACUUAUGAUAAUCUGGUUCUCAUACAACUCGGUAACAAGUACUAUACUUUGAAGUCUGGUUAUAGUUGGAAUCAGAGAUACACGUCUGGAGGAUUAUUAGACACUAUUAAAAAGCAAACUUGUCUGAGAAAAGGUCAUAUCUUAGAUAUCUCCCAGAAAACAAAUCCUUACAAAUGUCUUGGUUGCGAGAAAAUUAUCCAAGUAGCAUCUUCAACCGGAAUCAACAAUUACGAACACACAAGACAUACACACUACAUUUCUAGCGGGAAUUUCUCAGUUUCCUACCUUGUUAAUAAUAAUACUCAGAAGAAUCUUCCAUCCGUAAAGAACGUUUCUAGAGUGCAUGUUUUCUGGUACCCAAAGGGCUCAAGUUCCAAACCACUUUUAGUGUUUUAUGAUUUUGAUAACAAUACAGAAGAUAAGUGGUUCAAGAAAUCAAGGGGGCAAAACAAUAAUUGGGAGACUCUGGAAGGACCUGACCAUAAACCUAGCUACGAAUCUGACUAUUGGAACAUUGAGAAUAUCCUCAAAAGAAUAUUCACAACUCCAGAAACUUCUAUUCCAUCUAUUGUUAUAAAUAUUAAGAAUAGUGACAAUAUUAAUGAACCUGGAGGAGCACCAGGUGAAUACUCUGACCCCGGAGGAAGUAGACAUAAGAUUCAAGUUACCGCUGAAGAGUUUAAGGUUGGGGAUGCAGGAGUACAAGGAGAAGAAAAGAUUGAGUAUAGGAAGUACACUCAUAAGGUUAAGGAAAAGACCCAUUUUAGACUUAAAUUUAUCAAACACGGUGGAAGUAGACUUGAUGACAUAAAAUCCGAGGAAGAAUUGAAGGAAAUCGCGGCAUAUUAUUGGGAUAGUGAUAGAGUAUUUGGUAAGCCUCUGGUUAUCAUGUUAACAAUUGAAAAAGUAUCUGCCAAAGAAUAUGAAUACUGGGAGAGAAGCAAGAGCACCGAUAAAACUUGGGCAAUAGUAUCUGGACAUGGUAAUGAUAAAAGCAAGAUAAUGGAUGCCACAACACUCAAGAAACUUCUAGAUGAGCUAAAGGCAGAGUACUUUCCACCAUCUAAUACUAAUGUCAUAAUAGGAGGAUCAGUUGGUGGAGUACUAGGAACAGGCGCUUUAGGAUUUGGUGGAUAUAAGCUAUGGCCAGUAUUAACAACACUAUUUUAA
Theileria equi strain WA is the source of this 2214-nucleotide messenger RNA. RefSeq lists its product as hypothetical. Lineage: Eukaryota; Apicomplexa; Aconoidasida; Piroplasmida; Theileriidae. The coding region runs from base 1 to 2214 and encodes 737 amino acids. The transcript has a single exon. The record is from RefSeq and is a predicted model, not a curated record.